Aspergillus nidulans FGSC A4 is the source of this 3210-nucleotide messenger RNA. RefSeq lists its product as uncharacterized. Gene Ontology annotation, molecular function: lipid binding. The transcript has 7 exons. The coding region runs from base 213 to 2891 and encodes 892 amino acids. The record is from RefSeq and is a predicted model, not a curated record. NCBI's taxonomy places the organism in Eukaryota, Fungi, Ascomycota, Eurotiomycetes, Eurotiales, Aspergillaceae.
UUCUACAUUCCACGACACAACCAGUGAUACCCCCAGAUACCCAGAUACCCCUUGACUCUCUAGUUUGUUUGUUUUCAUACCAGUCUCGCGGUUUCGGCGCCCCCUUCAAUUCAUACUUUGAAGGCGAUAAUCGAUAAUCAAUACGACACGAUACUCUUAGACUCAAUCACUCCCUCUCCUUGCUUGCUAUUCAUAGCUUGAUCUCGUUCACCAUGCCUUCUCGCGCGGUCAAUAAGCCGGUCGACCCAAAGCAGAGGGACAAGGACAUCAACAACAAGCUGCAGCUGUUCGGUAUCUACCACGCUUUCAAGAAUGGAAAACUUCCAACCAACAAGCAAUGCGAUGUCGCUAUCAACUCUGCCCUGGCUCACAAGGCGCUCACAAACCCAUCGAAGGAAUUGUCGGAGGAGGGUCGGGCUCUCGUUCAGGACCUCCGAAUCAUCAUUGAAGAGGCCAAGAAACUUAUCCUUAGCAAGAACGACGGCCAGUUGCUUCAGGAGUUCAUCUACGACGCCCAGCACAUCUCUACAGAGGACGUGCAGAAGCCCAAUGUUGCCGGCAAUGACACUGCUGAGCAGGAUGCCGCUAGAGCACGAGAAGGACUAAAGACUCUUGGAACCCUUAUGAUCACCAAUGGAGAGUUCCGCAAGCUCCUUAACGACGCGAUGAUCAUCGCCCGUGAUAUUGCCGGGGACGCUUCCCAGAAGGCUGCCGAUAGUGUUCGCCCGGCGGAGCAUGAACUUUCCCAGGUCGAUCAGCCUGCCGAGGACAAUGUUUGGCAUGAGAAACCGGAUCUUUCCGGCCAGAAGGAACAGCUGAAGUCUCGCUUCAGCAAGAACAAGGACAAGGCUCAACAAGAGGCAUCCGAUGUUGCCAACACUGGUGCCCAGGCUGCUACUGGUCCAAGCGGUGACUCUGUCGACCCUUAUUCUGGAGUUAAUGCUUCACUCCAACACGCCCAAUCCAAGGUCCCUGAGGACCAGAAAGCGGAGGCCAACAAACGAAGCCAGGAAUACAAGGAUAGGACUAAGAACUAUCUCUCUGGAAAGUUCCCUCAAGAGCGUCGAGACCAGACCAUUUAUCGCUUGAAGAAGAUGAUUUUGGAAAUCCAGGGCCACCGGGACUACCAGCAAGCAAUUGAGACUUUGCUUGACCUUGCGGAAAAGUACGGUGGCCAUGGAAGGCACAUUGCUCAGCAGGGAACUGGCAGUGUUCAGGGAACCCGAGGCCAGAGCAAAGUCCAAACCAUGGAGAAGAACCUCAGGACUUUAAUCGAACGAUUCGCCAACAGCACGUCUAUGGAUGAUUUCUUUGACUCUCUGGAAAACAUUUACCGCGAUGCGGACAAGGACCCCGAGCUCAAGGGAUGGUUCAAGAACACAAACCAGUUUAUCCGCAAAACUCUCCAGCAGCAGGGUUAUAUUCUUCAGGAUGACUGGAACCGCCAGUAUAAUGACCUAGCUGAGCACGGUCGAUUCCUACUUCGUGAUCGAUACAGGGACCACACCAACCGUGUGCUUGAUGAGAUCAAGUUCCUUGGUGAUCAAUUCAACCAGGACCGCCAAAAUCGCGCGUUCGGUGACGCCGUCGAAAAAUUGUUUAUAGACCUUGGCCGCGAUGAGAAUGGGAACCCUAAGUUCAAGAAGCACCUCGUGAAGGAUAUCACCGACGUCAUUCUUCCAGCAAUCUUUGAGAACGUCCGCUAUGUUCCUAUCCCUCGUAUUGAGGUGCAGGAUGCCAUGGCCGAUGUUGUCAUCGAAAACCUGGUGAUUGAAAGCGACAAUCUUAUGCCGAAUGUUGUUGAGUUCGGAAGUGACAAUUACUACCGCUGGGGAAGGAAGAAGAUUAGCAGCAAGAGAGACAACAAGAUCAUGAUCUCUGUGUCUGGUAUCCAAGCCGACCUGAGAGAUGUUAGCUUCUACAUCAACAAGAAGCAGGGCUUCCCCUCUAUUACCGACACUGGUGUGAUGGAUAUCUUCCUUGGAGGCGAGGGUUUCUCCUUCAAGAUUGCCGCUUCUACUGCCCAGAAGCAGGAUCGCCAGAAUUUUGUCAAGCUCGACAAGGUUUCUGUCAAGCUCGAUGACAUUGACAUCAAACUCAAGAAGUCUAAGCAUAAGGUUCUAUUCACUCUCUUCAAGCCCUUGCUCUUCCGCACUGUGCGUCCCGCACUUCAAAAGGCCCUUGAAAAGCAGGUUCGUGAUGUUUUUGAAAAGGCCGAUGCCUUUGCAUAUGACGUGCACCAAGAGGCCCAACGAGUGAAGGAACAUGUCAAGGAGAAUCCUCAAGACGCACCAAACAUUUACAACCGCUACUUGAACUCUUUCCGUGCCAAAUUGGAGGAGGGCAGACGCAAGGCCCAGGAGGCUUCCCAGCAAGCUGCCCAGCGCGACACCAAGGCGCAGACCACGACUACUCUGAAGGGCUCGCUGUUCCCGGACAUCAAACUUCCUGGAGGCAUUACCACCAAGGCUACCGAAUACGAAGAACUUGCGCGUAAGGGCGAGCGCUGGGAGUCGCCCAUCUUCAGCAUUGGCUCCGCCUCGGAGUCGAGCGACAUCCCGAAGCCGGAACAGAUCACUCGUAAGCCUCACAACACUGCCGAAAGCAAGCUCCGGGACCGUCAAUCCAACGGCGCUGCAACUGGUGGCGCAGCUGGCGGUCUCGCUGCUGCUCCUCGUGGCCCCGUCACCAACGGCGGCGCAUUGGCUACCGGACGAGCCACGGACGGUGGCCCAGCAACCGCUGCCCCAACCCUAACCAACGGCAGCACCGCGGUGACCAACGGUCAUGCGAAGCACUAUGAUUCUCUCUUAAGCAAUGGUGCUGAUGGCAAACUGGCUCAGGACAUUUCCCAAAUCUCAGGAACUGGAUUCAACCCUCAAACCGCAUAGAUCUUUGAAAUGCGACGGUGACAAGGACGAAUUCUGUUUCCUAUUGUUCUUUUGUAGCAUGACAAACCUAAUCCUCCAAAUUGAAUUCUCACCCACAUUCUUUUGUAUCAUACGUGUCACGCAAUCAUGUCUUUGAUUUUUUUUUACUACCCCAUCCUAGGUAGCUAGGUAGUUCUUAUCAAGUACGAGUUGUACUGUUAAUUAUCUCUUUUCUCGUGAAAUUGGAUUUGACAAAUGCUUUUGUCUACGCUGAAUCAUCUAUAAAAUCUAGCCAAUAUCUUUUCUCCGUGAUUAAAUGAAGACUCUUUACAUCUGAUUG